AUGGCCGAUUUCUUAAAACCAAAUAAAACCAAUCCUCGUGGGAUACCAGAGGCUCCAUUUAUAGACAAAGUUGAAAAUGUGGUCAAGAAUCCCGAAACUGAUUUUGAAAUGAUAAUGCAAAUGUUUCAACAAAGGCUUCAACAAUAUAAAUAUAUGGAAUUAUCCAAAAAGCAGCAAAUGGCUGAUUUGAACACUAAAAUCCCCGAUAUUGAGAAGAAUUUAGAUAUAGUAGGUCAUUUAAAAGAAGCCAAAACCGACGCGGAAGAAGAUGGAGAAGAUGAAAUAGAAACUAAUUACGAAUUGAACGAUACUUUAUAUACCAAAGCAACUGUUGAUGUUAAUAAAUUGGAUUCUGUAUAUUUGUGGCUUGGUGCUGAAGUCAUGCUCGAAUAUUCGUUAGACGAAGCAACCGAGUUGUUGAAUGAAAGAUUAGAAAAGAAUAAGGAACAAUUGCGAAUUGUUAAAGAAGAUAUAGAGUUCUUGAGGGAGAACAUAACAACCAUGGAAGUUAAUACCGCGAGAUUAUAUAAUUGGGAUGUUGAAAGAAGAAAGAGGGCCAAGGCUUAA
This is a messenger RNA of Hemisphaericaspora subhashii, 567 nucleotides long. Its product is annotated as tubulin-binding prefolding complex subunit. Bases 1 to 567 code for a protein of 188 amino acids. The transcript is spliced from 2 exons. NCBI's taxonomy places the organism in Eukaryota, Fungi, Ascomycota, Pichiomycetes, Serinales, Debaryomycetaceae. Gene Ontology annotation, cellular component: cytoplasm; prefoldin complex. The record is from RefSeq and is a predicted model, not a curated record. Gene Ontology annotation, biological process: tubulin complex assembly; microtubule-based process; protein folding. Gene Ontology annotation, molecular function: tubulin binding.